Messenger RNA from Leptinotarsa decemlineata (Colorado potato beetle), 1495 nucleotides. RefSeq names its product Actin-related protein 2/3 complex, subunit 2 (gene Arpc2). NCBI's taxonomy places the organism in Eukaryota, Metazoa, Arthropoda, Insecta, Coleoptera, Chrysomelidae. Gene Ontology annotation, cellular component: actin cytoskeleton; Arp2/3 protein complex. Gene Ontology annotation, molecular function: actin filament binding; structural constituent of cytoskeleton. Gene Ontology annotation, biological process: Arp2/3 complex-mediated actin nucleation; actin filament polymerization. The record is from RefSeq and is a predicted model, not a curated record.
UGUCACAUUAUGACACUUGACAUUCGAAGGUUGACACAAAUUCAGCACCUCCCAUGUAUGAUCCAGUUAGAAUUUUUAUUAAUUUCAAAUUAAUCUUUUAUUGAAUAUUUAAAAUGAUAUUACUGGAAAUAAAUAACAGGGUAGUUGAGGAAACGCUUACUGUUAAAAUAAAAAAUUCACAGGCUGGGUUAAAAAACGAAAGCAUUGACAUAACUGUGGCAGAUUUUGAUGGUGUUUUAUACCAUAUCUCAAAUUUAAAUGGUGAUAAAUCAAAAAUAAGAACUAGUAUUUCAUUGAAGUUUUACAAACAAUUACAAGAACAUGGUGCAGAUGAGCUGCUCAAACGGGAAUAUGGCUCAUAUUUAAUUUCUCCUGAACCUGGCUACAAUGUUUCUGUUUUAUUAGAUUUAGAUAACAUUCCUCAGGACUGGUUAACAUUUGUUAAAAAGUUAGGAUUGUUGAAGAGGAAUUGUUUUGCUUCAGUAUUCGAGAAGUACUUUGACUUUCAAGAGAAAGGAGAUGAAGGUCAGAAAAGGGCUGUGAUUCCAUAUAGAGACGAUGAAACACUGUACGUAGAGGCGAAAGCGGACCGAGUGACAGUGGUGUUCUCAACAAGAUUCCGAGAUGAUGACGACGUCGUCCUCGGCAAAGUUUUCAUGCAAGAGCUCAAAGAGGGCCUUCGGGCGUCUCACACCGCCCCGCCGGUUCUGUUCAGCCAUCGAGAGCCGCCGCUCGAACUGCAGAACACUGACGCCAAAGUAGACAACAACGUCGGUUAUGUGACGUUCGUUCUCUUUCCGAGACACACCGCUAGAAGUACACGCGACAACACGAUCAACCUCAUCCACAUGUUCCGACACUAUCUGCACUACCACAUCAAGUGCUCCAAGGCGUACAUUCAUAGCAGGAUGCGGGCAAAGUCUUCCGAUUUCUUGAAAGUGCUCAACAGGGCUCGACCCGAGAACAAGUCGACCGAUAAAAAGACUAUUAGUGGAAGAAUAUUUGUGAGAAGAGAUUAAUGAGGGAUAACCUAGUGAAUGAUUGACUUAAAACAAGGACUAAAAUCAACUGCCGAGGUUACUUCGACCUAUCCUAUAAAAUCCAACUGUUUGAUUCUUCUCUAAUAUUUAUUUUCAGUUCAGAAUAAGUGUGGAUAUCAAGUCUUUAUAUUUCAACAGUUGUAUUUAUUUCAUUAUGACUCUUCCCAUUUGUCUUGUAAUAUUUAUUUAUAAUGCAAUAUCAACCAAUGCAUUUUUUUAAAUUAGGUUGUGCAUUUUCAGUGUUGGCUUCGAAUUGGACAGUUUUGUUUUAUAAAUGUUCACGAUUAUUGAAUAUUAUCACAAUUCCUUGAAGAAAACACUACGGAGGAGCUGCAAUAUCAGCUGUAUUGUAUAUAUCAAAGUUUCUGAACUGUGCUUCCUCGAAAAUCGUGGGUGAGCACUUGUUUGAAAAAUUGUAUAUUUAAAUUAUUAAUAAAUACACUUUGUAUGUUUUA